Molecule: messenger RNA, 2243 nt
Organism: Archocentrus centrarchus (flier cichlid)
Lineage: Eukaryota; Metazoa; Chordata; Actinopteri; Cichliformes; Cichlidae
Exons: 10
Coding region: 158-1819 (553 amino acids)
Source: RefSeq, a predicted model, not a curated record
GAUUCGGCCCCACGGAAGUCUCUUGUUGUUGGGUUGGGGGUGACGGGGGUGGACCAGAUUGAUGAAAUAAAGAGGAAAAUAUUCCUGCCGCUCCUGCGCCCCUCCCUGUCCGGGGAUUUUCGGAUCCGAGGCUUGACAAAGAGAUCAAGUGUUCGAGAUGAAAGUAAUCAGCACUGCAGUGCUGAGCGCCCUGUUCUUCACAGUUGUGUCAGCAUCUGUGAAAGUAAAAAAGGAACAGAGGAUCGCCUUCUUUGGCGAGGACAUCCACAUCGAGGUCCCACCUGGGAACAGCAGCGAGGUCAUCUUCAUACCUGCGACCAAUCAGUCCUUUCCGGUGCCGCUGAUGAAAGCGGGUCGAGUGGUGAACCACAACAUCUCCUACUCCAACACCUCGGGGUACCUGGUGCUGGAGGACGUACAGGAGCAGAAUGAGGGCACGUACAUCAUCAACAACACCAACAACCCCGACACAGUCAGGCACUUCAUCCUCAGCGUCAGGGACUGCGCUUUGGAGCAAAUGGUAAAAUAUGGAGAAACCUACACCAUCCACCUGAUGAGCAUCAAAGGACCCAUCAGCCUGGAGUUCAGGCCCUCUCCGCCUCAGGUUAAUCAGUCAGAGAUGCAGCACACGACCGAUCCUCCGCCCGUGGUGCUGUACAACCAGCUGAAGGUGGUGGGAGAAGAAUACGUGAAUCGCCUCAGGGUGUUGGAGAAGCUGGUGGUGCUGCACUCGGUCAGGAUGACGGAUGAAGGCAGCUUCACCGUAAAGGACGGCGAGGGCAAAGUGAGGAUCAGGAACUGUCUGAACGUCAGAGAUCACCAGGACUUUAAGAAGCUCUCCCAUGGAGAGAACCUCAGGAUGAAACUCUACCUGCCCCACUCCAGCGUCAGCAUCGUCUACAAGCCCAAAUCAGACAAUCAGGACCGAGUCAUCGUGUACCAGGGGGCGCUGGUGACGCCGAUGGACCCGCUGCUGGAGGGCCGGGUGAACGUGGAGGGCUCAGAGCUCAUCAUGAAGAAGGUCCAGGUGUCGGACUCGGGGGCCUUCAAAGUGACGGACCUGGCUGGGUUUCCUGUGGCUACUGUCUACAUAGAUGUAACACCCUAUAAGAUGACUUCCCUGACUCUGGCCAUCCUCUCCCUGCUGGGCCUGGUGGCCGUCAUGCUGCUGGUGUGCCUGCUGUCUUGUCUCUACAGAGUCCACAAGAGGAACGAGAAGAACAAGAAGCUGAUGCUCAUCGCUCAGCAGGCUGGGAAGAGAGACGGCGAGGCUUUCAGACAGGUGGUUCGUGAGGCUUACAGCAGGUUCACUGAGGAGUCCCUGACACAGUCCAUGUGUGACAAACCCACAGAGAGGACCGAGGUCACCAUCAAGGGCCUCGAAGUGUCCAAACCGGGCCGCUACCAGGCGCUCAACUCAGACAACUUUUUGGAGAUGAGUGACUCCGGGGUUGAGUUUACGAUCUCUGGCCUCCCACUGGACAGCGACACCGAUGCUGCGAUGACCUACGCCUCUCACAAGCCCCUGCUGAAUGCCGCCUCCCCUCCAGCCAUCUCUGAAGGAGUGCACUCCAACAGCUUGGAGGCCACCGUGGUCCCCGACGGUGACCUCAGCGCCAGCCAAACCCCCGACUCUGCCGCCAGCCCCGCCUCUAAUCCUCACUCGCUCGUAGCUGCGACCCCUGAUGGCAGCCUGCGUGGCGCUGCAUCGCCGGGAACUGCCUCCAGAGGCACCGUCGAGUCAGACGCAGCCAAGACGGAGGGAGAGGCUGAGAGCAGAGAAGGUGAGCAGCAGGAGGAGCCGGCCCCGUGCACCUGAGAGGAAGAGCCAGGUUGUGUUUUUAAGCUCACCUGUCCUAACACAUCCACAGACACCUGCAGGAACUUUUCAUGUCACACCACCACCGAGUCCUUCAUCACUGAAUCAUCACAGACAAAUAUUCCUGCUCCAUAUGUCAGAAAAUAAAACUCACAAUGCAAAAUUAAAGCAAUAUGCACCCCCCCCCAACUGUAUCAGAUCUCAGCAUCUGGAAAAUGCAUGCAUUUAAAUGAAACAUUAAAGUAGCUCUGAUAGUUCAGAUCUGACAUUAGAGUAGACUGCUGCAUGCACAGGCUUAAAAAAGAAGUGACGAGGAUGAAACAUUCAUCACUGUUAUGAAAACGAAUCAAAGGGGUCAAAAGAUUUUAACACACACACACACACACACACACACACACACACACACACACACACACACACACAC